AUGACUCAAGUAAAGAAAUUGGUAAUUAUAAACACAAAGGGGGUGUAUGUCUGGUUGUGUUGUGUUCUGAUAGGGAUUAGUAUGGUCUUGGGUGGUACAGGUAGCAAGUCAAGUACUGAGAUAGCAGAAGAAGAGAUGGAGCCAAAUGCAAUGGCCAAUCCAACUAAUCUAUCACUCAAACCAGAAUUAAAGAAGACUAAAGAAGGAUUAAUCGCAGGCUUAAAAUGGUUUGAGAUAGUUGACGAGAAAACCGAUUACACCUUGACAGAACUUAACACGGCAGCAACGAACGCACAAUUUACAAGAUGGAAACUUAAGUUUAACUCAAGAAAAGCUUCGAAGAAAAGUAAAUGCUUGAUUUGGCUGCUAGCUAGUUCAAGUACCCAAAACCCAAUCAUCAAAAGCAUUCAAUCUAACAAUAUCAUAACACUCAUAGAGGAUACUCUAGAUGUCUCCACUCAUUAUUUUCCAACGGCUAAUGGGGCCACAAAAAACAAAGAAUCCGCCUCAGCGAAAGCACUCUUAGAUUUGUUGCAAGAUAAACAUCCGCUUGAAAUAGAAAUACAUUAUUUGGUCAAUACAGACUCAGCAAGCUGCUUCGCUUCCCAGUUCAGUACUUCAUCCGCACUUGAAAGCAUUCCAGACCACAGGAUAGUUUAUGCGAUUGAGUGGUUUGUUUUGAUAAGAGAAGAUAUCGAUUAUUGGAGACCAAGACUUCAACAGAUUCAGACGAAAUACAUAGACAUGAAUCUCCCAACCAUAUUCGAUGAAAGUGCCCAAGAGUUAUACAACAAAAAGGUGGAGGUUGCCGGGACAGCAUUAGUCAAGAAACUAAAGAAAGACUUCAAGAUAAACUCGCUCCCCAUCUCAAGUGAAUGUACCGCGAGAAAUUAUAUUGACAUGUGGAACAUGCUUGGUCACAUCACCUGGAAAUUUAACAUCUACGCAAAUAAUUACGAUGACGACAUGAACAUUGCGUGUUUUAUUUAUCUGAGCCCUUGCCCAGCUACCCCAAACAGGGCCGAUUCAGAGAAAGAACCCAACAGGCCGCUGGAAAUAAUUAAAUCCGAUGGCCUCACAUGCAUUUCCGGGUCCAUAACAACAGACCCCAAAUCCCACCAAAUAAGUCUCUUAUCAGCUCUAGUAAAUAUCAAGAUAAACUUCGUAAUCGAAAUUCGUUGGGAAACGAACACAAGCACGGCAAUCAGCUCAGCACCAUCAGCCAGCAUCCACCCCACAUCUGAAGAGGUGCUAAACGGGUCGCAAAGGACACAACUUAGAUUUAAGUGGGUUAUAGAAGAAAGGCACUUCAAAAUGUUCGAGGAAGUAAUUAACCGGUUCGAAAGACAAUACAAUAUUAGUAUACCGGUCAGAAUUGCUGAUCAGCUAUCGCUAUCCUAA
Molecule: messenger RNA, 1401 nt
Organism: Nematocida homosporus
Lineage: Eukaryota; Fungi; Microsporidia
Exons: 1
Coding region: 1-1401 (466 amino acids)
Source: RefSeq, a predicted model, not a curated record